Peronospora matthiolae is the source of this 522-nucleotide messenger RNA. The record is from the annotation of a GenBank genome assembly. Lineage: Eukaryota; Oomycota; Peronosporomycetes; Peronosporales; Peronosporaceae.
AUGGCUCGCCGCGUGGCACAGACGCGCGCUGUGCAGACGUAUGCGGGACAAGUGAUGAGUGAGGAGGAAAUUGCGGAGAUGCGGGAGGCGUUUCUUCUGUUUGAUGCUGAUGGUAGGGGAGUCGUGGACUUUGAGGAACUGCAGACGGUACUGCAGUCACUGGGUUUGAAGACGAUGGGCCAAUUGAGUCCCGAGUGGAUGGAAAACAGGGAUCAGAACAGCAGCGAGACCGAGGAUAAGAGAUUCGUCGAUAUGGAGUCGUUUGUGGACAUUCUUGGGGCUAAGAUCGGGAACGAUGGGGUGGAGAAGCAAGAAGAGAUUCAGCGAGUGUUUGGUCUUUUUGACGAUGACAAGACGGGCAAGAUCUCGUUAUGUGAUUUGAAACGUGUGGUACAUGAGUUGGGUGAGACCUUGACGGACGCCGAGUUGCUGGAGAUGAUGGAGCGGGCUGAUAUGAACCAGGAUGGGGAAGUGGAUGCUGACGAGUUUUACACAAUAAUGACAAAGCAGACUUUCACGUAG